Messenger RNA from Macrobrachium nipponense, 1980 nucleotides. RefSeq lists its product as uncharacterized. The coding region runs from base 1 to 1980 and encodes 659 amino acids. Lineage: Eukaryota; Metazoa; Arthropoda; Malacostraca; Decapoda; Palaemonidae. The record is from RefSeq and is a predicted model, not a curated record. The transcript has a single exon.
AUGAAGGUACACCUGUUCGGUGCAGUGAGCUCACCAAGUAUCGCCAACUACGCACUUAGACGCGUUGCAGAUGAAGGAAACAACUUAAGUUCAGAAGUCGCCCAUACAAUUAAGCGGAACUUCUAUGUUGAUGACUGUCUAAAGUCUGUACCGAACGCCACCAAAGCCAGUUCUCUGAUUGCUGAACUGACUGCCGCCUGCAGGGGCUGUGGAUUCAAACUGUGUAAAUAUACUAGUAAUGACGUCUCUGUCCUAAACACCAUCCCAGCUGACGAUCGAUCUAAAGAGUUAAAGACAAGAGACAUCAAUUAUGACCCACUGCCUACCGAGCACGCCCUCGGAAUACUUUGGGUCGUCGAAACAGACACAUUUGGCUUCUCAGUGUUGUUGCCAGACAAACCGCUGACAAGAAGAGGCAUUCUCUCCAUAGUAUCAUCCAUCUAUGACCCCCUUGGUUUUGCUGCUCCAUUUGUGCUGCCGGCAAAGCAAAUACUGCAAGACCUCUGCAAAGAAACCACUCUCACCUGGGAUGACGAAGUGCCUGAUGAUCACCAGCGACGUUUCAAACAAUGGAUUAGCGAAGCCCCGAACCUUCAGAAGAUAACAAUCCCGAGAUGUCUAAAGUUACCACAGCAAGCAAAAGAUACGGUGUUUCAGAUGCACGUUUUCUCAGAUGCCAGUGCAUCUGGGUAUGGCGCUGUUGCAUACCUAACCUCAAACGAGGGUGGAUGUUCGAAAACUUCAUUUCUCAUCGGAAAAGCAAGGGUUGCUCCAUUGAAAGCAACAUCUAUCCCACGGCUUGAACUCACAGCGGCUGCUGUAGCUGUAAAUUUAGGACAGAAAAUGACCCUUGAGCUUGAUCUCCAUCUCAACGAUAUCUGCUAUUACACAGAUUCAACAACAGUCCUUUAUUACAUCAGAGCUGAGAGAAAGCGUUUUCCAGUGUUUGUGGCCAACAGAGUCCGUCAAAUAAGAGACUUCAGCAACGCUAACCAGUGGAAGUACGUUAGCACUGAUUUGAACCCAGCAGACGUUGCAUCACGUGGGGUAGGUUCUGUGAUAUCGUCAGACAUGACUCAUUGGCUGGAAGGUCCGGAUUUCUUGAAUAUGCCGGCUUCAGAAUGCCCUGCAAAGAUGCACCCCAUCAGUGAACCGCAGGUUAUAGAAGAAGACUUUAUGUCUUUAGCUACUACUGCUACAUCAGAAGAAGGCUCACCGUUUAUGUCUUUAAUCACCCAUUUCUCCAGGUGGGAGAGACUGAAGAGAGCAGUAGCAGUAUUCAUAGCAUUUUUGGCUUUCUUACAAAACAAAGAACAAACUAUAAAUUUAAGGACCACACAGAUCAUGCAAAAGGCUGAAAAGGCAAUAGUUUGCUUUAUACAAAAGAUCACCUUUGCAAACGAGGUCGAGAAUCUCAAGAAAACAACCAUGAAAGAAGACAAGAGAGAACACUCACUACCAAAAACAUGUAAGAUAUUCCGUCUCGACCCAGUGCUCAUCGACGGAACUCUGCGAGUGGGAGGACGCCUCUCGAAAGCCGCAAUGGACUCUGACGUGAAACAUCCAAUGCUACUGCCACAACACUCGCACGUCACGACUCUAAUUGUACGAGAUGCUCAUGAGAAACUCGGCCAUGCUGGUAGAAAUCACACCAUUGCAGCAAUUAGAGAACGCUUUUGGAUUGUUUCAAUCAACUCUGCUGUCCGACGUCAACUCCACAAAUGCAUAACGUGCAGAAAAAUAAGAAAGCCAUGCCAAGAGCAAAAAAUGUCCGACUUACCUCAAGAUCGUCUCGAGCCAGCUCCACCAUUUACAUUCACAGGCGUAGACUUCUUCGGGCCGUUCAUUAUAAAAGAGGGACGCAAGGAGCUCAAACGUUACGGCGUCAUAUUCACUGUCUUGUCAGUCGCUCCAUUCAUCUGGAAGCUGCUAACAGUCUCGAAACAGAUUCCUUUAUUCACUGCUUGCAACGCUUCAUAG